Arvicanthis niloticus (Nile rat) is the source of this 4629-nucleotide messenger RNA. The record is from RefSeq and is a predicted model, not a curated record. NCBI's taxonomy places the organism in Eukaryota, Metazoa, Chordata, Mammalia, Rodentia, Muridae.
GCAAGUGAGACCACUUCAAAUCAAACAGUUUAACACUUCCAAGAAACAGCUAAGAGAAGGCAGAGAUGAGCAGACAUCCUCUGGCUGACACUCACACAGUUGCCAUGGACCUACGUAAGCACUGGGAGACCACAGCCGCCAACUGGCACAAGGAAAAGAUGGAGUUACUGGACCAGUUUGACAAUGAAAGAAAAGAAUGGGAGAGUCAGUGGAAGAUCAUGCAGAAGAAGAUUGAAGAGCUUUGCCAGGAAGUAAAGCUGAGAAGGAAAAUGAACACGAAUGAACAUUCUAAGGUCAUUGAUCUUCACCAUGAUCCAGAUAAAAUGGAAUUUCCUCCCAAUCACCUCAACUCAGGACAAUGUGAAUUCAGAGUGCUGAAUCACCAAGAUGAUCCAGAAAAGGAAAAGAAAACACAAAGGAAUUUCCUUGGGGAAGAAAGUCAAGUGUCUCCAGAACAAAAUACACACACAGAAAUCAAAGUGGGGUUUCGGAAUCCUUUGGCCACAGACAGGAAGGCACAUGAGGCCUGGGCUGGGGAGAAGACUUCUAAGGAGAGGAAAGAGUGUUCUGUUGCCCUUAACACAGCUCUUGAAGAACUUGCACAAGUUAGUGAAGAAUUGUGUACCUUUCAAGAGGAAAUCCGAAAGCGUUCUAACCACAGAAGGAUGAAAUCAGAUCAUGUUCUCCAGAAAAUGCCAAAUACAGUCCAUGUGCCUCAUGUGGACCACUUGAUCAGCAAUGGCCAGGGCAUUCUUCCAACCAAUUUGGAGAAUGAGAAGCAGAAAACGAAUCUGAGCUGUGUCGACAGAAUCCAAAACAAUUCUAUGCACAACUGUGGAAUUGAUACAACUGGUUUAGCAAGAAGUGAAACACCACCAACUCCUCCUCCAAGAAGUACCUCUCGAAAUCUCCCCAGCUCAUAUUCUGAACAAGCCCAAAAAAGAUUGAAGGAAAGUUUAUACCACAUGUGGGUGACCCAUGAGCGUCAAGACAAAACAAAUAACAAUCCUUAUUUCUUCUUGAGGCAGGCCCCAUUGUCUCCACACGAAGGAAAGAGUUUGAAAGAUAGUACCACAUUUUCCUCUUGGACACCAGAAGUCAAAAUAGAUAGAAAGCCUCCAGGUAACAAAGACGUUCGACUUAAUUUGUGGUCACGUGACACUGUAUUAGAUAUAAAAGAGAGCCCUUCCAGGCCAUCUCAAAAAAUUAGUUUUACCUCCAGUGGAGCAAAAUUUGAAAAGGUGAUUCCGGAUAACCCUACAAAAUUUCAUCUUGAUCUUCAUGUGAAAAAUGUUCCCUCAGUGACACAGAGGAACCCAGUUACAAGUUACAACUGCAAUUUUGAACCAACUCCAAGGAAUAAAAAGCUUGCUGCAAAGAUCGAUGAGUUUAACAGAACUGUUUUUAGAACAGACAGACGCUGUCAAGCAAUACAGCAAAGUGAAAGCUACACAAAAUCACCUGACAAUCUCAAUACCUGUGAUAUCUCCACUACUCACAGAGCUGACAUAUCAGAAAGUGACAGAGGGACCAGUGUUCUGAAAGCUAGUGACGAUGUUCCUGUGCCCAUGGAAGAUGUGUUCAGUGAUCCCACAAAAGUAUCCUCAGUAGGCCUGGUCAAACAAAUGCAGACACAUGAGAGUCCCAGCAGCUAUCAGCUUAUGUUCCACGAGCAUGAUUGGAGACCAAGCAGUUUUUCUAGCCGGCCAAGGUCAGCUGACCCCAGAUCAAAUUAUGGUGUUGUGGAAAAGCUGCUGAAAACCUAUGAGACAGAGACAAGGUCUGCACUGCAAAACUCAGAAUGCUUCAGGGAUAACUGGACCGAAUGUGGUUCUGAUGAGUUCAUAGCAGUGAAAGCCUCCAAAGGAAAAGGAUUUUCCCGACCUGCUAGACCAGCGAAUCGCCGGCUCCCAUCCAGAUGGGCAUCCAGAUCGCCAUCUGCACCCCCAGCCUUGCGGAGCACUGCCCACAGCUGUAACGCCUCUCUGCAAACAGAAGCCCAGAUGCUCUAGAACUCUAGCUUGGAUUGCUGGAUUACAAAAGUUCUCAAACCUUUUGCCAAGCUGAAUAUUCAGAAUGUUUACAAACAGUUCUAUUCUCUUUGGUAUCUUCUAAGACCACUGGGACAAGCAAUCCUAAAUCCUAACUUUCCAUCAGUCUUCAGUGUUUUUAAUCUAUGGGACAAUUACCUCCCUGUACUUUAAUUUCUUACAUUAGAUUUUUUUUAUUGCCAUUCUCAUUGACUUUCCAAUAUGAUUUAAGUUGACACAGUGUACAAUAUUGUAUAAUUGAACUUUCCUUGCAAAUGCAGAAAACAAGGUUCUGUGCAUGGCCAUGUGUUUGUGGGUGCAUGUGUUGUCAUAGGAAGUAUUCUGGUAUGUAUUUAGGUAAAAAAAAAAUUAUGUGCUAGUGUUGACUUUGAAAUUAUAACAUGUAGACCUAUAUAUUCUUUGUGUUUAUUUUAAAGUUUUGAAAAUAUACAAUCCUAUUUAUAUUUUGCAUACCUUUUAAUAGGUACUCACCUAAGGCAUUUGACAUUAAUGUAUCACUUAAUGACUUUCUUGGCCACCAACUAUAUUGAAAAAUAAGAAUUAUACACAAACCUAACAUUAACAAUUUUCCAGAAAUCAAUCAUAAAUAGCAUUUUAACCCAUAUAAAGAUAGCUGAUACUAUUUAUUUCUUGUUAAAUGAAAAUGUUGCAGGCUUAAUAUGCCAGCCUUCUAGAGCAAGCAUAAGAUGCUCACACAUGCUUUUUUAAUAUACCACCUGGUAGUCUCAUGUGGCUUUAUCUAUAUACUUGACUGCCUUAAUAAUGACAGGACAAAGUAAUGAAUUUAUUUUGUCAUUCUCAAUAACAAACAUUCCUUAAAUGAGAUAAAGAAAGGCAUCAAAUUAUGCUGAAUUUCCCCUUUUGUUAAAAUUGUCCCAAGUUUUCAGUUGUCAGCUUUAUCUGGAAUUCUCUCUCUGUAGAGGUAAGUUGCUUGAUUGCUUUGUUUCUCUGUUUUUUGUUUUCUUUUAUUCAUCUUUUCUAAUCAUUUCCCCAAAAUCAGUAGAUAAAAAAAACUAAUUCACUUUUUUUAUUUUUUAACAAGAAUGAUCAGGAACAAUUUUUUGUUGACAGCUCAAUUAUAUUGUAUUUCUUCUUUCUUAUACUGUGUAAAAAGGCCUUAAAUUGGACAUUGAUAAUAAUAUAAGAAACAGUGCUGUACAUCAAGGGUAUAAUUUGCUUACCCCUGAUACAUGAAAUCUGUACUAAGAAGUGGCCUAGAAGAAGUAGAAGAGUUAAGAUACUUAGAAUCCUACAUAGAUGAUCUUAGAAACAACUUUGCUGUACAUUGUUCUCAUUUAAAAGCAAUUAUAUUACGCAGUCCGUUAAAUAUUAAUUUUACUUCACCCCAAAAUGUUAAGAAAUUCUUUUUGCCAAACAAAACCAGUGGGCUUGCUGCUUAUAGUAUCCUAGCCACUAAGAGGAUUCCACUUUACUAUACCAUUGCCUGAAGUAAAGAAAAUAAUUUUUAAAUCACAGAUUGCCUUAAAAGGCUCGAGACUGUAGCACGGUGAUGGUGAGAUUCAUGGUUUACAGUAAGAAGACUUCUAGGGCUUAAGUGGUAUUAAGUGUCUAGAAUGUGAGUCUGGCACAAAUCACAAAGGUUAUAGAUCCACUUUUCUCAAUCUUGCAUACUUCAGGGACGUUUUCCACCACAGGAGCAUAGCCUAGAUACCAGAAGCUAGUUAUAGUACAUUUUUCCACUAAAGGAGAGAAAACACUGGAGAAGUGGUUCUUUGGGGGCAUGAAAUGAUAACCUAAAACUCUUGGUGUGGUCACAUCUGCUCCUCAGUGUCCCUGAAUUCCAGACAGUCUGGGAAUGAUCUGUAGCACCUGUCUAUGUUCAAAUCAGAAUGUUGAGGUCUCCUUUAAAGAUGGGAAAUUCUGAUCUCAUCCCCAAAAUCAUAAAGAUUUCCAGAGUGGGGAUCUGGGAUUCUUAGAGUCUUUAAUAAAAACAAAACAAAGCAAUAUAUUUGAUGACCACACUGGCUUGGAAGCAGGGACACUGAGGAGAAGCUUAGUGGGUUAGGACUUGAGUAGUGUCUUUGACCACUUGUUGGUUUCCUUUGUUAUCAACAAACAAUUGCCUUGCCAGGCUUCAAAAGCUUAAGCCAAGCCGCCUUUUUCUAUUAUCAUUUGAAUAGACCAAUGAGACCAUUUUAAUACCGCAUAUUAAUGUGAAUAUUAGAACUGAGAAAAAUUAGCAUUUAGUCUGGUUUCUUCAUUAGAAAACUGGAGAAACUAAAACAAAUUGAUUAGUCUAUAUUCUCUUCUAAAGAGGUUUAUAAAUUUUAUGGGAAAAUUUACCAGGGACGUGGAAGUUGUCAAUGAAAAUAUUUUUUGAAUUGUUGUGAUUUUUAACUGUUUUUUUUUUGGGGGGGGUAGACUUUUUUUUUCCUGAAACCUUCAUUUUACCAUCAUCCUUGGGAUUAAGGUCUUUUAACCAUUUACAGGAAUAUUUCAUUAGGAAUAUCUAUUUAGAGAUGUUUUCCCUGGCAGGUUUUGAAAAAAAAAUAAAAGUCUUUUUUCCCCCACAGGGGAUUAUUGAAACUUUUAGCUGAUCUCAGAACCAGAGUACUUG